GCUGGGCGUUGCGCUGUUCCGCCCCACAGCUCCAAGGGCUCCGCGGUGCCGGUUGCGCGCUGCCUGUCGCGCCGUGGCAGCCGGCUCGCGGCGGGGCAGCCAUGUUCUACAGCAGCACGCAGCGGCGAUUCUGGACCUUCCGCAGUGAGGAGGAGCUGGCGAGGAGCCGGGCCGAAGCCAACCGCAAAUUUCGUAGCAAAGCUGUUGCCGGCGGGAAGGUGCAGCAGGGUGAGUCCUUCCUGCUGGAGGCCCACGAGGAGCUGGCGAUAUGCAAGUACUACGAGAAGAGGCUGCUGGAUUUUUGUGCCGUCUUCAAGCCUGCCAUGCCGCGGUCUGUAGUGGGAACGGCUUGCAUGUAUUUCAAACGUUUUUAUCUCAAUAACUCAGUGAUGGAGUACCAUCCUCGGAUAAUAAUGCUAACGUGUGCGUUUUUAGCCUGCAAAGUAGAUGAGUUUAACGUGUCCAGUGCUCAGUUUGUUGGUAACCUUCGAGAAAGCCCUGUUGGACAAGAAAAAGCUCUUGAACAGAUACUGGAAUAUGAACUACUGCUUAUUCAGCAGUUGAACUUCCAUCUUAUUGUACACAAUCCAUACAGGCCAUUUGAGGGAAUUUUAAUUGAUUUGAAGACUCGGUACCCAUUGAUAGAAAAUCCUGAAGUUUUAAGGAAAACGGCUGAUGACUUCCUCAGUCGAGUGGCUCUGACAGAUGCGUAUCUCCUCUUCACGCCCUCACAGAUAGCUCUCGCUGCUAUACUAGCUAGCGCUUCAAGAGCAGGAAUUAAUAUAGAAAGUUAUUUAUCAGAGUGUUUUAUGCUGAAAGACAACAGAACAUUCUUGUCCAAACUACUGGACGGCAUGAAAAGCAUGAAAAAUCUUAUAAAGAAGUACGAACUUCCAAGACCUGAAGAGGUUGCAGCUCUGAAACAGAAGUUAGAGAAAUGUCACAGCUCAGAACUUUCACUUAAUAAUAAUGUGCUUAGGAAGAAGAGGAAAAUUAGUGAAGAAGAUGAAAACUCCAAGAAGCCUAAACUGGAUGAGGAAGAAUGGACUGAUGAAGAUGUUGUGGAUUUGUGAAGCCUAUUCCUGUGCUUACUGUUCUGUGGCACACUUGAACCUGCCUGUAGAAGAUUCUGUAGGCUGAAGCAUGAGGUAUUUUUAUAUGGUUUUUAAUUUCCUCAAAAUAAAACAUUUAUUUGAAGGUUUAGUUGAUUGUAGCUCAAGUUUUGGUUUAGCAGCGCCUUCAGAUGCAACUUAAGAACAGGGUUACAGCACAGCAGUACAUUAUGUCCAUUCUGGCGUUUAGCAAAGUGGUUAAAUACAAGUGCAAUGCAGAUCUGCUAAUAAAUUCUGAAGUACUUGAGAGCAAGAUCUGCUGCUGUGCUCUGCCCAGGCUUGUCACUGAAACUGCUACGAGAACAUAACCUUGCUCAUAACAUCUCGUUGUGUUUGAGAAGCUCUUCCCAAGUGUACUAAGGGGCUGCAGGCAAAUUACUUAUCAUACUAGAAGUUAUGUUCAUGGUUUUGUGACUUGUCUCCUGCUCUGUUUCCUCUUCCUGUAGCUUUGCUCUCAGACCAGCUUGCUGUGACAAACCCUGUUUGGGGCACCCUAGGAGAAUAAUUUAAAAGAUCUUCCGGAGUAGUUAGUUACAUUGUUUCUAAAUUUAGGCGGAACUAUUUCCUUUUAAUAUGUUGCUUCAGAACACGUGCAGCUCAGAAUACAUUGAGCUGAAUGUAGCUCUGGGUUUUUCCUAGCUUUGUGUUCAUCAUAGUUUGUUUAUUUUUUUUUUUUAUUUUUUAAAUUCAUAUAAACAGAUGCAAAUCUGUUCAUCA
Coturnix japonica (Japanese quail) is the source of this 1829-nucleotide messenger RNA. It is a transcript of the gene CCNH, whose product is annotated as cyclin H. Gene Ontology annotation, molecular function: cyclin-dependent protein serine/threonine kinase regulator activity. The record is from RefSeq and is a predicted model, not a curated record. Gene Ontology annotation, cellular component: transcription factor TFIIK complex. NCBI's taxonomy places the organism in Eukaryota, Metazoa, Chordata, Aves, Galliformes, Phasianidae. Gene Ontology annotation, biological process: regulation of transcription by RNA polymerase II; DNA-templated transcription.